AUGACAGAAGCUUCAAAAGUCCAAAUGCUUAAUAUUCAAGAAAUUGAGCAGCUCAACAUCGAUGAAUUCGCAGGAAAUAUCUCAAAGGGCAGUAAAAGCUUAAAUGCGUUUUUUGUAUAUAGAAAAGUAUUCACUAAAAGGGCCAUAGCUAGUGGAAUAAAAAUGAGAAUGACCGAUAUUUCGAAAUUCGCUGCUCAAGCAUGGAGCAGCGAGUCACCAGAAAUUAAAAAAGCCUAUGCUGACGUUUCAAAAAGAAUUGACAAUGUAUUACAGAAAAAAAGACAAAAAGAUAUGACUUAUCAGAUCGUCUACGAUGGAAAUAUGAAUAACUUCCAAUCGCCCAUUCCACAGGAACGAGAAUCCCCUAUAGAAUCACCUAUAGAAUCACCAUUAGAAUCACCUAUAUUGACCCCAUCUUAUCCUGAUUUGAUACCGGGCACUCAGUUUUCAUUCCCUCUUAAUGAUGGGCCAUUUCUUAAUGAAGGAUCAUUUCCUAAUGAAGGGUCAUUUUUUAUUGAAGGUUCAUUUCCUAAUGAUCCUUUAUUCGAUAUAAAUUCAUGCUAUAACUUUUUACCCAUGGAUCCGAUAUAUGAUCCUUCAUUCGAUAUAAAUUCAUAUUAUAACUUUUUAUCCGUCGAUCAGAUAAUCGACCUUUAUCUCAAUUAUCCAUGGUUAUUUCAACCUCAAUAA
This is a messenger RNA of Racocetra fulgida, 690 nucleotides long. The record is from the annotation of a GenBank genome assembly. Lineage: Eukaryota; Fungi; Glomeromycota; Glomeromycetes; Diversisporales; Gigasporaceae.